AUGCUUGCUGUUGCGCAACGGGCCACGCCAUUCCCCCUGUAGUCGCAGACAGAUUUUGACAUGUUUAUUCCUCCAACUGCUCGAGCGUGGUUUCCUUGUGACGUCCCCUCUCUGUUGGCAGGUGUUCAGAAAUGCGCUGUAUGUGCUGGUGAAUGUCAGAGCCCAGAUCACUCUACAGCAGGCGGCCAGAGAGCAGGGCUCCAACAUGAAAGACAAGAGCGGAGGUUUGCUCGCGCGGAAAAUGCUGCUGGCGGGGAUGUGUGUGCUGCUGCUGCUGAGCUCGGCAGGCCUGGUUUUCCUGCUGCUUCAGCACAAAGAGAUGUCACAGGAGCUGGUCAGGUUGGGGUCUCAGGUGGAGGAGCUGUCACAGAGCUGCAGGCUGCAGGCGAGGAUCCUCCCGGCCGAACUCGGAGAGGCCGGGGGGAUGAAGAAGCUCCACCGCAGGCGGAGGAACCAGGACGAAGACUUAACCAAAGGCCAAGAGCAGAAGGACACGAUGAUGCUCGUGACGUACUCCAUGAUCCCCGUCAAAGCCUUCAUGGACCUGUGUAACAGCUCCAGAGGACUUUGUUUAACAGGUCCACCUGGACCUCCAGGUAUGCCUGGUAGACCUGGUUCACCAGGACCCCAGGGUCCACCGGGACCGGAGGGGAGACGUGGGAAAAGAGGUCCUGCAGGUCCACCUGGUCCACCGUGUCCUGCCUGUUUGCUUGAGUGUUCGACUGAAAAUAGAAACCAGGGGACGAGGAAGCGCGUCCUCCAAACGGGCCCGCUGACAGAAUCACCAACAUCGCAUCCAGCUGAAAACACCAGGGAUGUUUUGAAUGUUACUGAGAAACUUGUCAACGCAAAUAAUGAAUCUGGAUCAGUCUAUUUUCCUCCAAACUACAACCAGAAUGACACCAACAUGGAAACGGUCACGGAGGCAUCAGCUCAGUUGAACACCCAACCUAAUGUAGACGCAGGUGGCAGCAGUGAUGCGUUCAAAGACAAUAGAUAUGUCACUACUACUGAAAGUGAGUGGUUGGUAUCACCUCGUCCAGACCACGGACACGACUCUUGGUUUGAAACCAGACAAGAAAAUGUUACAGAGACACCAGUUCAACUAUUAGCGCUGCCGACACCAAAUCCCGCUCAAGAUGCCAAAGACGUCUCCAACGACACUGACUCCAGGGAAUCGGAGCUGGUCACAUUUCAUCAGAAUGACAGCCAUGAAACCUUCACUGACACUGAAAAUGUUACAGAGGGGCCAGUAAAACCAUUAUCAGUCUUACUUGAUAGAAACCAAAACAGUGAAGCCUUCAAUGGCAGCAGAAACGUCAUCACAACUCCUAUGGCACAUGAGUCACCAACAGCACAUCCAGCUGAAAACUACGGAGAAUCUGAAUCAACAACACCACAUCAGGCUGAAAACUACAGAGAAUAUGAAGCAGUAACACCUCAAACACAUGAACUCUAUGAUACCACAGAAGAUGGAAACGUUGAAAAUGCUACGGAGGGAUCAGUACAUUUAUUACCAGUCUUACUUGAUAGAAACCAAAACAGUGAAGCCUUCAAUGGCAGCAGAAACGUCAUCACAACUCAUAUGGAACAUGAGUCACCAACACCACAUCCAGCUGAAAACUACGGAGAAUCUGAAUCACCAACACCACAUCAGGCUGAAAACUACAGAGAAUCUGUAGGAUUUGAUCAAGAUAACGGCCGUGACAUCAUGAAUGACACAGACGCUGAAGACACUAUAGAGGAGAUAAUAAUGUUAUUACCAGAAUCACCUCGUCCAGCUGAAAACGACAGCGAUGUGUUCAAUGCCACUGAGUCAAAGAGAGUUCUCUACCCAAGAGUGGAGCCUGGGUCGGUCCUGUUUAACGUUUCAUUACCGCAUCAAGAUGAGGGUAAGGUGUUAAAUGUUACCGAAGGAGAGGACGCUACAGAGGCACCGAUCACAUCAUUAACAACCUCACUUUCUAAAGAACAGGAUGAAAGGGGAGACGCUCUAAACAGCAGUGGUAACGUUACUGACCGACCAAUGGAGAGUGACUCUUCACAACCACCUCAGAUCAACAUGACGACCACUGGGAAGUGGAUAAGAACUGGAUGUCGCGUUAAAAGUGUUAAAUGUUCGGAAAAGUCCACCAAAAUGCAGAGCACUUUCGGGGCCUGGAUGUCAGAUAUAUCACGGCCGGAUGAGGGUCGAUACUGGCUGGCAGAGCACUUUUCAGGUCGAACAUUGGUGGAGACCAGGAACACGUCAGCUUUUCAGGACACAAAGAUCAUAGACAUCGGUACCUACUAUCAGGGCUGUGGUCACGUCAUCCAUAAUAGAUCAUUUUACUUCCACCAUGCAGGAAAAAACAUACUCGUGAAAUUUCAACUAAACACGAGGAAACAAAGCACCCUGGUCAUGCCGGACAGUAGAUAUCACAACCUGACUUAUCUUUUCCGCAACUCUAAGACGUACUUCAAGUUUGCUGUGGAUGAAAACGGACUGUGGGUCAUUUACGCUUCAAAUACAGAUGAUAACACAAUGGUUGCGAAGCUCAACGCCAACACGUUCUCUGUGGAGUCUGUGAUAAACACAGCCUACCCAACGACCAAAGCAGGAAAUGCUUUCAUUGUGUGUGGGGUGCUAUAUUUUACCGAUGACAUGGACAAGAGAGUGAUGUAUGCCUUUGACUUGAACAAAGAAAAACCUCUGGAUGCCACUUUUGAUUUGAGGCCAAAUAACGGCAUCUUGGCUAUGCUCUCAUAUUAUCCUAGCAAAAAGCUUUUGUAUAUGUGGGACAACAGAAGUCUGACCACCUGCAGAGUUAAAUUCAGACAGAACCAAACAAACUUAACCAAGAACUAAAACAUUUUCUUGGAAUAAUUACCAGACAGAAGACAGACAGAUGUUUGAUUUUUUAAAUUUUUUUUUCAAUAAAUGUGUGACUCCAAAUUAUUGUUGUCUGGCGUAAAUGCAUUAAAACCAAUGUCUGUACAAAA
Mugil cephalus (flathead mullet) is the source of this 2982-nucleotide messenger RNA. RefSeq lists its product as uncharacterized. The record is from RefSeq and is a predicted model, not a curated record. The transcript is spliced from 26 exons. The coding region runs from base 206 to 2848 and encodes 880 amino acids. Gene Ontology annotation, cellular component: cell surface. Gene Ontology annotation, biological process: signal transduction. Lineage: Eukaryota; Metazoa; Chordata; Actinopteri; Mugiliformes; Mugilidae.